AUGACGAAAAUCAACAGCUCCCUCCACUCCUCAAGGAGAAAGUCUCGCAAGGCUCACUACGAUGCGCCAUCAAGCGUCAGACGAACAAUCAUGAGCGCUCCAUUGAGCAAGGAGCUCCGUGAGAAAUACAAUGUUCGAUCCAUCCCAAUCCGAAAGGACGAUGAAGUCACCGUUGUCCGUGGUUCCAACAAGGGCCGUGAGGGAAAGAUCACUUCUGUCUACCGUCUCAAGUACAUCGUACACAUCGAGCGUGUUGUUAAGGAGAAAUCUUCUGGUCAAUCAGUCCCAAUCGGCGUUCACCCAUCCAAGGUUGUCAUCACGAAAUUGAAGCUCGACAAGGACCGCGAGAACAUUCUUGAGCGCAUCAAGACCGGCCGAGAGAUCAAGGAGAAGCUUAAGUCGAAGGCAUAA
Glarea lozoyensis ATCC 20868 is the source of this 411-nucleotide messenger RNA. RefSeq names its product Translation proteins SH3-like protein. The record is from RefSeq and is a predicted model, not a curated record. Gene Ontology annotation, biological process: cytoplasmic translation; ribosomal large subunit biogenesis. Gene Ontology annotation, molecular function: structural constituent of ribosome; RNA binding. NCBI's taxonomy places the organism in Eukaryota, Fungi, Ascomycota, Leotiomycetes, Helotiales, Helotiaceae. The transcript is spliced from 3 exons. The coding region runs from base 1 to 411 and encodes 136 amino acids. Gene Ontology annotation, cellular component: ribosome; cytosolic large ribosomal subunit.